GUUCCUGAAGUGUCUUUGAUAUGGAAUAGAUCACACUGGUGUUUCAGAGUAUUCAUAUGUUUAACUUUAAGCAAGUACAUAUUAGAUAAUUAACCAAAAAGUAAAAGUGACACUAGGUAAAUCAACCUUGCGAAAUGAAAAGCUGCAUUUCCGUGUUUAUCGUGUUGGCUGCCAACAGUUUUUUAGUGGAAGUCUCGAGCAAAUGGCAUAGCAGGAGAAGCCUUGCAUUUACAAAGUUCAGGGGCUUUUCCUGGGAAAACUGUGGAAAGCCAGAUGACCCUACAUACGUGAAGAAUCUACACGUGUAUCCCAACCCAGUUCCUUCACCUGGAUAUGUAAUGGCAGCUGCAUCUGCCAACACAUCAGUGGAUCUACGCUCUCCUUUCCCUGUGAACGUGACACUGGAAAAAGACGUUGCUGGUGUGUGGGUGAAAGUACCUUGUGUUGAUGACGUAGGAAGUUGCUAUUAUCCUGAUGCCUGUGAGCGGCUGGCCCAGCUCUUUAUGACAUUCCCAGAACUCUGUCCUCAACCUAAACGUUCAUCUAGCGUCCCCUGUGGCUGCCCGUUCAGAGCUGGUGACUACGAUUGGCCAUCAUCUGGUAUUUACAUACCAAAUUUUUCACUGCCUACCAAGCUGACCAAUUUUAAAUUACAGAUCAUUUUAGGAAACUCUGAAAGAGAGCUGGGAUGCCUUAAAGUCAACUUCUCUAUAGCAUCAGUACUGCGCAACCAACACAAUGAAAUGUAGUUGUUGCUGUCGUAUAGCAGUCUGGUCUUUUCUUGGCUUUUGGGAAAGUGUCAAAAAAAGCCAAAUGUGCAGAACUAAUCUUUUUACAGUCAAUUAAAAUGAACACUUCAACAAGCAAUUUACAUCACAUGACCCCAUUUUCAAUUAAUUAAAGGAGAAGUCCACUUCCAAAACAAAGAUUCACAUGUAAUGUACUCACCCCCUUGUCAUCCAAGAUGUUCAUGUCUUUCUUUCUUCAGUUGUAAAGAAAUUAUGUUUAUUGAGGGAAACAUUUCAGGAUUUUUC
This is a messenger RNA of Labeo rohita (rohu), 1034 nucleotides long. RefSeq names its product ganglioside GM2 activator. The record is from RefSeq and is a predicted model, not a curated record. Gene Ontology annotation, cellular component: cytoplasmic side of plasma membrane. Gene Ontology annotation, molecular function: enzyme activator activity; lipid carrier activity. Gene Ontology annotation, biological process: ganglioside catabolic process; lipid transport. The transcript has 4 exons. The coding region runs from base 135 to 749 and encodes 204 amino acids. Lineage: Eukaryota; Metazoa; Chordata; Actinopteri; Cypriniformes; Cyprinidae.